GCACAAGGUCUGCCGCAAAACGCACUAGAUGUCGUAAACACCCCUUACGGAAUCAUGUAACUUGCUAGACUCAAGCAAACGGCAACUGGAUAUGAUUUUGGAAACGGUCAGACGUGUCAGAAAGAAUCCACUACCUUUCGUCAGCGACACUGACGGAAGGUAGUUUUCAUACAUCAUACAAAACAGCUGUAAAACGAGUUUCCUAUCUGUGAGAGACAUUUAAAACUCUCAAUGUACCGCCACUGCUCCUGAUUGGCCAUUAUUGUGGAAAAACACAGUGGAAAAAUACCACGUAACCAUCCAAUGACGAACCGGGAAAUCCCUCACCGAAUUUAAAGGUCGUGAGCAGUGUUUUGGUUGCAAAGUCAGUACCGGUCGAGCGACCUUCUGAUCAACAACAAGGACAACAGCUCUGAUAACGUGCCAGGUUGGAUAGUAAUCCGGAUGAUCGCGUCAACAACAAAAAAGUAGUGCAUGAAUCCCUUAUUUGAACAUCUUUUGUGCCGAGGUGACCACCGCACUGCCAGACCAGUCAUGCCCAGCUUUCCUCUGAAACAGAACGCGUGCCUGCUAUCGGUGAGAAACUCCAGUUAGAGACCUCAGGCAUGUGUUGUCAGUGGUUGGAGGCAUACUGUUCACCCACCAUUUUGGAGCAAGUGUGAUAUUUCCAUUCCUACCCUUUCUCACACAUGACUUUUUCCCAUACCUGAAGUCAAACCAGAUAGGCUACUAUGCAGGCUUCCUGGCAAGUGCUUACUUCACUGGCAGCUUCUUUGGUAGCUUCAUGUGGGGACGGCUGUCUGAUUUCCUGGGUCGUAGACCCAUUCUUUUAUGUGGCAUAGUGGGGUCUAUGUUAAGCAGCAUGCUGUUUGGAUUCAGCAUGUCCUUUGGUUGGGCAGUUGCAGCCAGGUUACUGUGGGGCUUCUUGGAUGGAAAUCUGGGAGUGUCAAAAACCUACCUAUUUGAGGCCACAGAUGUAGUGUAUCAUCCAUUCACCUUUUCAUUGGUGGGAGCAUCAAGUGGCCUGGGCAGGCUUGUGGGUCCCAUAGCAGGUGGGUUCCUGUCCUGCCCUGCUGUUCGUAUACCAGGCUUUGAUGUCUUCUUCUUCAGAAAGUUCCCUUACCUGCUACCGUGUCUUGUAGCAGUCUGCCUUGCCAUUAUCAACCUACUAGCAUCUUGCUUCUUCCUGAGGGAGACCCAGUUGGAUCAGGUCCCUACAUCCACAGACACAAGUGAAAAUCAGAGCUUGUUGGAGUCUGAUGAAGACAGCGGGAUUGAUGCACAGAAUGGGGAGGAAGAAGACUUAGAGAGUGAACAUUGGGAUGACACCAUAAGCAGGCAGGGACCAGCAGAAGACCAGUCCAGUCUCUGGUGCUGUCGGCCAUGCUGCAAAAAAAUCUGUCGGCCACAAACACGACAAGGAAGUAAUAAGAGUGUUCCAAUACGUAAGCUGCUAAGGGACAGGAGAAUUCUACUGUCCUGUGUUCUGUAUGGCCUUUUGGGGUUCUCUGCAAUACUCACCAAUGAGCUGCUGCCGCUGCUGCUAGUGUCCAGUCACAAACAUGGUGGAUACAACUUUGACACUUCAGAGAUAUCUCUGGUGCUGACAGGGUCGUCCAUUUUCCAAAUUCUCAGCCAGAUCGUUGUCUUCCCCAACUUGGCCCGGAAAUAUUCUUACAAGACCCUGUUCCGAGCUGCAAUCUUCAUGUUCAUGAUUGGAACAGUGUGUACGCCCUUUAUGAACCAAAUGACUGGUCCAAUUCCUGAACGUGAUGGAGAAAUUAUAAUAGAAAAUGCCACGGAGAUACUCCCACAUUACAGUGCGACACCAUCAAACGUGCCCUCAUCUCAACAGCCUGGACCCAGUGUUUUGAGAUAUUCUGCAAGGGAGACAGCAUUCAACACUAUAAAAAGCAAUAAUGACAGCAACAUUGGAAAGUGCAGACUAGAUGACAAAGGUGGAAAGACCCAUGUUGCUAUAUCUGACGUGCCUAUAAAGGUCUGGGCUGUUGUGGUGUUUACCACUGCGUUUGGUAUUGUUGGGAGGGUCUCAAGUUUCACUGCUAUUAUGGUGAUGGUGGGAAACUCUGCAAUGCCCUACUUCCGAGGCACAGUCAAUGGUAUCUCUCAGUCCUUCGUGGCUCUUGCACGUCUACUGGGACCAAUCGUAGGAGGAAACCUCUUUGCUUGGACUACUGAGAAUGGUCUGCCCUGGCCAUUGAACUUCCACCUGGUCUUUUACCUGGCAGUGUUGAUAGACGUCAUCAUCCUGUGUCUGACCCUGCUACUCCCCGAUUCCAUCAACAAACCAAGAGUGGAGGACAUCAGAGAGGAUGAGGAUGAGAACCUUACAGAUGACGAAUCAGUCUUGUACAGCUCUGACGAAAAUGAGCAAAGCUGCAGUAGUAGGAGAACUGCAGUCAUUGCGUAGUUCUCCUCCAUUCUUUGCAAUAUAUCAUAGGAGUAUUGUCUAUCCUAUGCAAAUAUGCUUCAUAGUGCAUUAUUGGUCAUCAGCUUGACAUUUGCCUUUUGAUCCAGAUGUAUCAGAUGAAAUUAAACUUAAGGACACUGAAGUAGCAGUUUGGCUGCUACUUUUCUAUUGGUGAUGGAGUUAAGCUGUAGGGAGAAGGUUAAAAAAGACAGUUUUUGAGAUGAUGUCAGAGAUACUGACCUUCAGAGAGAUGAAGGGCAAUGCAAGAGAUAUGGAGAAGACAGAAUGCAUCUAAUAUGCAUUUACAUAUUGUACAUAUGAUAGUAUGCAAUAUUUAUUAUCCAACAUGGUUGUACAUGUAUACUGAUGUCUGACUUGUUGUCAGGUCUUGCACCAUGUAUGGCUACUGUCUAUUGCUACUAUAGAAUUUAUUUUGAAAGGUAUCUUAAAACCAGAAUGUAUAUGACUGUAUGUUAUUGAUAUUCUAACCCCUAGAAUUUGUCAACAUUCAUGUAUGUGUAUUCAGAAAAAGCAGGGCUCGAAAUUCAUUUUUGGGAUUAGGUGCACUGGUGCACCCAGCUUAAAAAAUUGGGUGCACCAAAAAAAUUUUGGGUGCACCACUUAAAUUAAAGUAAUAACCUAAUAAUAAAACUUAGUUACAAGCUAUCAACUUCUUAAACAAGUACCAUGACAGACAUUUUUAUUAUCUUUCUAUCUUUGAUGUCAAGAAUAUGAUGUAUACUAGUAUACUUUGAUAUCUUUACAUACAUAAACCUAAGAAAAUAUUUGGGUGCACCCUGUGCACCCACAGAAAAUAAUUGGGUGCACAGAUCCAAUUUUGGGUGCACAUGCACCCUGAGUAUUUCGAGCCCUGAAAAGUAAUGCCAUAGCUGAUCAUGUGGCUUGAAUUGUUGUGACAAUCUACUUGACAAUUGUGGAUUUGUCAAGCAGGUCAUUGCAAUAUGAUAUAAUGCAUAAUGAAAUGUUUGCACAUUCAGCAUUGCCACAUACCAGCCAUUUAAAGCUCAGGUACUGUAGAAGUAUAUAACGUUAAGCCUGUGUUGCAUCAUGGUUAUUACAACAUAGAAUAUAUUACUCCCAGUCAACUUUUAGGGGAGUAGAGUUCUAUCCAUGCUGCUAGGAGCUAUACACUGUGUAAAUUUCACAUCAAUUAGGCAAAUGAGGUCAUUAUUUCCUUGAUUAUAAAUCAAUUUUGAUUAAACAUGACCCGAAUGAG
This is a messenger RNA of Branchiostoma floridae (Florida lancelet), 3668 nucleotides long. RefSeq names its product probable peptide/nitrate transporter At3g43790. Gene Ontology annotation, molecular function: transmembrane transporter activity. The transcript has 17 exons. The coding region runs from base 785 to 2431 and encodes 548 amino acids. The record is from RefSeq and is a predicted model, not a curated record. Gene Ontology annotation, biological process: transmembrane transport. Lineage: Eukaryota; Metazoa; Chordata; Leptocardii; Amphioxiformes; Branchiostomatidae.